Molecule: messenger RNA, 423 nt
Organism: Diutina rugosa
Lineage: Eukaryota; Fungi; Ascomycota; Pichiomycetes; Serinales; Debaryomycetaceae
Exons: 1
Coding region: 1-423 (140 amino acids)
Source: RefSeq, a predicted model, not a curated record
AUGAUGCUGCGCUACAGUUUUCACGUUGUCAUAAAUUGUCAUCAACAAGCUGAUAAUAUCACCAUUCAUUGGAAACACUUAAAGAACGAGACUUUUGCUUACUCAGCCGAGGACUCAGAUUCAUCCGAGGAACCAACGUCAGAAGAACCAGAAGCAUCGGAAGAGCUAGAAGUGUCAGAGGAAUCAGAGCCAUCGGAAGAACUAGAGUUAUCGGACGAACUAGAGUCAUCAGAGGACCCAGAACCGUCGGAGGAAUCAGAGGACCCAGAUGAACUAGAAGCAUCGGAGGCUGGUAAUCGGGGCACUCUCCGGCGGCACACGGGACAUCUGCGUCUUAACUUGAUCCACAGCUUCAAGCAAUCGGUAUGGAACAUGUGCUUGCAUGGGGUCACCAUAUAUUUGUGUGUGCAAACUUUAGAGUGA